CUUCACUGCACUGUCUGCGGAUUCAUUGUGCUAGCACCUACAAAGAAUUAUUGAAAUGGAAGAUAGUAAAACAACCGCAUCUAAUGAGGUUCCAAAAGAAAAUGACGAAAAAAACUCUAAAAAACGGAUUAAAAAUAAGAAAAAACGUAGUGGAGGCGACGGUGAUCAUGGAGUAUCGGCCCCGACCGAUAGUGUAGUAGUCUCUCUGCCUAAUGCUGGGGAUGUUCAUCAGAACAUAUCAUUUAAAGAUUUGAAAAUGGCAAUGGAUGCAUUAAAUUUGCAACAAAAACCUGCCAAAACAACUGAGGAAGCAUUACACAAAUCUUAUCAGUUUUGGUCCACUCAACCUGUGCCAAAAAUGGAUGAAAAAAUUGUGUCUAACGAACCUAUAGAACCUCCAAAAUCGCCCGAUGACAUUAGAGCAGAACCAUAUACUUUGCCUGAUGGUUUUCAGUGGGACACAUUAAAUCUCAACGAACCUUUGGUAUUGAAAGAGUUAUACACAUUACUUAAUGAGAACUAUGUCGAAGAUGAUGAUUGUAUGUUUCGGUUUGACUACCAAACUGAGUUUCUGAAAUGGGCUCUUCAGCCUCCUGGUUGGAAAAUGGACUGGCAUUGUGGAGUACGAGUGGUGAAAUCGGGUCGGCUUGUGGGUUUUAUAUCUGCCAUCCCAGCAGAAUUAAAAAUAUAUGAUCAAGUACAAACAGUGGUGGAAAUAAAUUUCCUUUGUGUUCAUAAAAAAUUACGUGCUAAGAGAGUAGCUCCUGUUCUUAUCAGGGAAAUAACUCGUAGAGUUAAUUUAACUGGCAUUUUCCAAGGGGUUUAUACUGCAGGCAUAGUACUGCCUAAACCAAUUGCUACCUGUCGAUAUUGGCAUAGAUCACUUAAUCCUAAAAAGUUGAUUGAUAUUAAAUUUAGUCACCUGUCUAGGAAUAUGACGAUGCAGAGAACUCUAAAGCUGUUUAAACUUCCUGAUCUGCCUAAGACCCAAGGUUUUCGUAAAAUGGAGCCCCAAGAUUGUGAAAAGGUUGUUAUAUUACUCAACAGUUAUCUGAGAAAAUUUGCUUUGGCACCAAUAUUUUCUGAAGAAGAUUUUAAACAUUGGUUUCUUCCUCAAGCUGGAAUUAUUGAUAGUUUUGUUGUUGAAUCUGAAGGAAACAUUACAGAUUUUGUGAGCUAUUACACAUUGCCUUCAACAGUUGUAUAUCAUCCUGUACAUAAAACUUUGAAAGCUGCAUAUUCUUUUUACAAUGUUUCAACUAAGACUCCCUGGACAGAAUUGAUGCUUGAUGCAUUGAUUACGGCAAAAAAUCUGGGUUUUGAUGUUUUCAAUGCUCUGGAUUUAAUGGAUAACAAGGAGUUUUUGGAACCAUUGAAAUUUGGUAUUGGGGAUGGCAAUUUGCAAUAUUAUUUAUAUAACUGGAGAUGUCCUACUAUGACACCAAAUAAAAUUGGCUUAGUUUUGCAAUAAAUAAUAGAGGAAAAUAAUAAUUUGUAAAUGCUAGCAAGUGUUUUCAUUGUCAUUUUGUGUAAAGUGAUUUUUAUUGGGAAAUAUAGUCAAAGUACAUA
This is a messenger RNA of Chilo suppressalis (striped riceborer), 1569 nucleotides long. The record is from the annotation of a GenBank genome assembly. Lineage: Eukaryota; Metazoa; Arthropoda; Insecta; Lepidoptera; Crambidae.